Messenger RNA from Trichoderma reesei QM6a, 1068 nucleotides. RefSeq lists its product as uncharacterized. NCBI's taxonomy places the organism in Eukaryota, Fungi, Ascomycota, Sordariomycetes, Hypocreales, Hypocreaceae. The record is from RefSeq and is a predicted model, not a curated record. The transcript has a single exon. Bases 1 to 1068 code for a protein of 355 amino acids.
AUGAAGACCCCGACUGUCGGGCACGCCCUCGCCAUGGGCCUUGCCGUCAGCUUCGCCGCGGCCAACCCCCUUUCUUUCCCUCUUCCUGCCGACAACGCCACUUGCACCACCACGAGCUGGGUUGAUCUGGCACCUCCCGCGGCCGUCACUUCGCCCACUGCCGUGACGGUGACCAAGUACUCGACCGUCGUGUACCAGCACACGGCCGUCGACUGCGGCGGCUGCGGCCACCUCCAGGUCGCCACCCGCGUCCAGGACUCCCUGCCCCUUGAGACGGUCACCUCUGCAGGCGCGGCGACCAUCACCCGCGGGUACUGCGCCGGCCAAGGCUUCUUCUUCCCCAUGGAGACGGGUGCUCUCAUGAGGCGCCACUUUGAAAUGGUUGAUCCGCUCGAGUACGAUGCCAACGACGGCGACUCUGGCGUGCUCAUCCAGGGCGAUGACGACGACGAGGACUGCGUUGCUCGCGUCAUGGAGGGCCCUCCCUACAUUGACAUGGGCGACACCAGCGUCGCCUUCGCCACCACCGUCACUCUCACCAGGACGGUCAAUUGCGGCAGCUGCACCAAGGCGUCCCCUAUUCCCAUCCACGUCAGCCCGCCGCAUCUGGGGACGUACAAGGCAACCAUGACAAUCGACGCGCCCUACAAAACGACGCAGCUCGUCUGCGGCAAGACGCUCCCCACGGACGCCGCCGAGGCCAACGAGAAGAAGAAGGGCAAGUCCAAGUCCAAGAAGCACAGCAAGACCAAGCCGCCCAAGAAGACCAAGCCCACGCCCAAGGUGACCGAGACCUGGCCGCCGCCGCUCGAGGUCCACACGGUCUACGGCAAGGGCAGGACGACGGCCGAGUGCUUCUACAACUAUGCCCUCUACCCCGAUCGCCUUGACCACACUCGCAAGAUCUGGACGUCGACCUUCACGUCGGUGGCGCACAAGAAGUGCGAUCACUGCGGCUUGAUUUGGUUCACGGCCCCUUAUGAUCCGCCUGUCCCUGAGUCUGUCUUUACGACCACCGUCUUCAAGAAGGGACGCAAGACGGCGACGGCAAUGGCUUGCUCUGAUUAG